GUACAAGUGUAGCUGUAACUCAAAAGUUCAACGUUCAAACCCUAGCUAAUUCCCUAUUUCCCCACUCGACUCCUGCGGCAUACGACCCACCUCCCCAUUCCACCACUCCUCCCAGCGGCGCACCCUCCCCAUUCCCCCACUCUCUUCCUGCGGCUCCAGUGCACCACCGGCAAUCAGCUUACUCGACUAUAGGCUAUGUUUUGUAAGAAAGACAGAAACUAAAGGUUCUUGAAAAUAUGGGCAUUUUUGAAGCCUUUAGAGCAAUUGGCUACAUUACAAGUUCAAUACCUUUCUCUGUUCAAAAACUUGGCACUGAAACUUUCGUCACUGUUAGUGUUGGAAAAGCUUGGCAAAUCUACAAUUGUGCUAAGCUUAACUUGGUACUUGUUGGUCCUCAACUCCCCAAGAAAAUUCGGGCUUUAGCUUCUUAUCGUGAUUAUACCUUUGCAGCAUAUGGGAACAAAAUUGCAGUAUUCAAACGUGCUCAUCAGGUUACAACUUGGAGUUCACAUAGAGCAAAGAUCAAGCUAUUGUAUUUAUUUGGUGACCACAUUUUGAGUGUCGACGUUGAUGGACAUAUGUUUAUAUGGGCAUUUAAAGGAAUUGAGCAAAAUUUAGAGCCCAUUAGCCAUAUUGUGUUGGAUGACAGAUUUUUACCCACUUGUAUUGUGCAUCCAGAUACUUACUUGAACAAGGUUAUUUUGGGGGGCCAGAAAGGCAAUUUGCAGCUUUGGAAUGUUAACACAAAGAAAAAGCUUUAUGAUUUCAAGGGUUGGAAUUCUCCCAUUUCUUGCUGUGUCCCGUCUCCAGCACUAGAUGUUGUUGCUGUAGGUUGUGCCGAUGGGAAAAUCCAUGUCCAUAAUAUGCGUUAUGAUGAAGAGCUUGUCACAUUUACACAUUCAAUGCGUGGUGCUGUGACUGCUUUAUCUUUUAGCACAGAUGGGCAACCUCUGUUAGCAUCUGGAGGUACUUCUGGUGUCAUUAGUAUAUGGAAUCUUGAGAAAAGAAGGCUGCAAUCAGUUAUAAGAGAGGCUCAUGACAGUGCAAUUAUUUCACUUCACUUCUUUGCAAACGAGCCUGUUCUUAUGAGUGCAUCAGCAGACAACUCUAUUAAAAUGUGGAUAUUCGACACUACUGAUGGGGACCCACGGCUUUUACGGUUCCGGAAUGGUCAUAGUGCACCUCCUCUUUGUAUAAGGUUUUAUGCAAACGGUAGGCACAUUCUCUCUGCUGGCCAAGAUCGAGCUUUCAGGCUUUUUUCCGUUGUUCAGGAUCAACAAAGUAGGGAGCUCUCGCAGCGUCAUGUUGCUAGAAGAGCCAAGAAGCUAAGGAUAAAGGAGGAAGAAAUCAAACUGAAGCCUGUUGUAGCAUUUGAUUGUGCUGAAAUUAGGGAGCGUGAUUGGUGCAAUGUGGUUACUUGUCACAUGGACACGUCUGAAGCAUAUGUUUGGAGACUGCAAAACUUUGUAUUGGGAGAGCACAUACUAAAGCCCUCUGAAGAAAAUCGGACUGCAGUAAAGUCUUGCGCUAUUAGUGCAUGUGGAAACUUUGCUGUUCUUGGGACAUCUGGUGGUUGGGUUGAGCGGUUUAAUCUCCAAUCUGGGCUAAGCCGAGGGUCUUACUUGGAUAAGUCUGAAAGAAGGAGCUGUGCUCAUGAUGGAGAAGUGGUUGGAGUAGCUUGUGAUUCAACAAAUACCCUUAUGAUAACUGCAGGAUAUUAUGGUGAUAUAAAGGUAUGGGAUUUCCGGGGUCGUGAGUUGAAAUCCAGAUGGGAAGUAGGCUGUCAUGUAAUUAAGAUAGUUUACCAUAGGCCUAAUGGGUUAUUGGCUACUAUUGCUGAUGAUUUGGUCAUUCGUAUAUUUGAUGUUGUGGCACUUAGAAUGGUUCGAAAAUUUGAAGGACAUAAAGACCGUGUUACCGAUAUGUGCUUUAGUGAGGAUGGAAAAUGGCUUCUUUCGUCCAGCAUGGAUGGAACACUUCGAAUUUGGGAUGUUAUUUUAGCUAGACAAAUAGAUGCGGUUCAAGUUGAUGUGGCCAUCACAGCACUCUCUCUGUCUCCUAAUAUGGACGUCCUUGCAACUACUCAUGUUGAUCAAAAUGGUGUCUACUUAUGGGUUAAUCAGGCGAUGUUCUCUGGAUCAUCUAGUAUUGAACCGUAUGCUAGCGGGAAGAACGUUCAGCAUGUCAGUUUGCCAUCUGUUAGUACAGCUCAGGGUAGUAAAGACACUGAUCUUGAGGAAGGAGAUACUGAGCAUUUAUAUUUAGAAAAGACUGCCAAAAUGCCCAUAUUCGACCAGAAAAUGCCUGAUUUAAUUACACUCUCACUUUUGCCCAAGACCCAGUGGCAAAGCUUGGUCAAUCUGGACGUUAUUAAGGUUCGCAAUAAACCCAUUGAGCCUCCUAAGAAACCUGAAAAGGCGCCAUUCUUUUUAUCUUCAAUUCCGUCUCUUUCAGGGGACAUUAUGUUUAAACCAAGUGAGGUGGUUAAUGAGGAGCCAAAGGAUGGAGAUUCUAGACAUAAUUUUGAUCACAUGACUGGUUUGCCUCCUUCACCAUUUGUGCAAGUGCUCCAGUCUGCUGCAGAAUCCAAAAACUUUUCAGCAUUCACCGAUUACAUUAAAGGUUUAUCUCCUUCAUCUUUGGAUAUGGAGCUUCGAAUGCUUCAAAUUAUUGAUGAAGAUGAAUUUCAAGAACUCAGUAAAGGACCAGCAUUGCUUUCACUUGGUCUGCUUUUAGAUUAUUUCCUUCAUGAAAUAUCUUUCAGAAACAAUUUUGAGUUCGUGCAGGCGGUUUUGAGACUGUUUCUAAAGAUUCACGGAGAAACAGUGCGAUGUCAAUCACAGCUUCAGGAGAAGGCACAGAAGUUAUUAGAAACGCACUGUGCAGUGUGGCAAAGUGUAGAUAGAUUAUUUCAGAAUUCUAGAUGUAUGAUUGCUUUUCUUAGCAAUUCUCAAUUUUGAAGCUUCUAAAUAGGAUGCUCUUAAGUAACAAAAUUUUGAAUGUAAUUUUGUUUAUCAUGAUUUGGCUCGAGAUUAGGGUGAUUUACCGUGUAGGCUUUAAAAGGUAGCUCGAUAGCAUAUUUUUUCGUCCAAAACGUGCCUGUUUGUUUUGCCCGAAACCAAGAAUUUUGAUGUCAUUUGACGUACAACAAUUUCUAUAUGCCUAUUAUUUACUUA
This is a messenger RNA of Amaranthus tricolor (Joseph's coat), 3176 nucleotides long. RefSeq names its product U3 small nucleolar RNA-associated protein 21 homolog. The record is from RefSeq and is a predicted model, not a curated record. Gene Ontology annotation, cellular component: small-subunit processome; Pwp2p-containing subcomplex of 90S preribosome. Lineage: Eukaryota; Viridiplantae; Streptophyta; Magnoliopsida; Caryophyllales; Amaranthaceae. Gene Ontology annotation, molecular function: protein binding. Gene Ontology annotation, biological process: rRNA processing. The transcript is spliced from 20 exons. Bases 237 to 2960 code for a protein of 907 amino acids.